CACAGAGCGUCGCGGUAACCCGUGCAAACUGCUGCAACGACGGACUUCGCCGGAAUUUUCGCGAGUUUGUCUCACGUGACGUUCGCCAUAGACGAAUGCGUGGAUCGUGACGUACGAUUGUCAUUUGUUUACGUGUGUCACGUGGAUCCCGGUAUGGUCAAUUGGUACCAAUGUGACAAUGACAUUUUGGUUCCUCAAUGGAAUUCCUCGAACGACUUUUUCAUUUGUUUUUUAAACUGAAAUUGUUUUGUAAAUAAUAUGAAAAUGUUUUAGUGUCGUACUUUUGUGGUUUGGACUUUAUUACUUAGUUUGUUAGAACUUCAUGUUCUCGGAAAAUAGUAAAAACAAAAAAAAUUUUUUGCCUAAAAGCGUCAAUCAGGCUGCCAUGUGAUGCAUCGCAAUGCCAAAUUCGUCCGCGGCUCCUGAGCCGACGACGCGGCCAAACGCCGCCAUGAGUCCCGAACAAGAAGCCUCACCACCCCCAGCGGCACCGGGGGCCUCACCGCCACCACCCCCAACUCGCCUUCCCUCCCCCGCCGCCUCCACCUCGGACGUGGAGCAGUUCGCCGGUAAAAUCGUCUACAAUCCCGACGGGUCCGCUUACAUUAUCGAGGAUUCCGAAAGCGAUUGUGAAGCCCCCGUACCCGCUCCCGAAAAUGGACCCCCUCUACAGGCUGUGUACGUAUCACGAAUGCUCAGACAGCCCACGAGACCUUCUGAGCUACCGGCGGUUCAUAGUUAUCGGGUGGUGGCUUUAAGGGACGCGAGACCUCCCAGACCUGCGUCGUUACCCGUUAAGCCAAUCCUCAUGUGCUUCGUGUGUCGGCUGUCGUUCGGGUUCGCUCGGUCGUUCGCUAGUCACGCAAGCGCAGAACACGGGGUGGCGCUCCAAGACGCGGAACGCGAAGUGCUUGCGCAGGACUGCGGCGCUAUUUUGCAAUGCGUGGGAGCCGAGAAGCGACCAAUAGUGUCUCUCCUUGAACCUUUGGGUAACCCAAUCAAUACUGAGCAACAGCUGAUACAACAACAAACCUCAAUACCUAACAGAACUGAAUCGAUGCAACCUCCUCAGCAUCCGCAGCAGACGCAGCAGGUGCAAUCAACGCCUGGAAAGUCACCUAGUCCUCCUUUUGCCUCCCCCCCUGCUUUUAUGACAGGAACGACGAUAGGAGUUUGUCCAGAGCAUCUUCAAGGCAGGCCCUCGGGAGUAGAUUGUCAGCGAUGCGAAAUGAUUUUGGCUUCCGGCAGAUUGGGACCUGCAGGGCUUGCUAAUGUGCAUAGCCGAAACUCCUGUAAGACUUUAAAGUGUCCAAAAUGUAACUGGCACUAUAAAUAUCAGGAGACUCUGGAGAUUCACAUGAAGGAAAAGCAUCCGGAAGCAGAAACAAGCUGUAUAUAUUGUAUAGCAGGCCAGCCUCAUCCUCGAUUAGCGAGGGGAGAAACAUAUACAUGCGGAUACAAACCGUACAGGUGUGAAGUCUGCAACUAUUCGACAACUACCAAAGGCAAUCUUAGUAUUCAUAUGCAAUCUGAUAAGCAUUUGAAUAAUAUGCAAGAGUUACAAAAUGGUGGAGGUCCCAAUGGUGAAACUAGACAAGCGUCACCAAAGGCUCCCUCAUUACAUCAUUCCCCAGUGAGUUCAGGACAUAAACCCAAGCCUAGUUUUAGGUGUGACGUGUGCAAUUAUGAAACGAAUGUAGCGAGAAAUUUGCGAAUUCACAUGACCAGUGAAAAACAUACGCACAAUAUGUUGGUUUUACAACAGAACGUGAAACAUAUGCAAACGCUGAGCGCGCUGCAUCACCAACAACACCCGCAGCAGCAUAUGGAGAGCCUUUACGGGAUGUACCCAGGGCUUGGCGAUAAGCCAGAGGCUGCCCUCGCCGACAUGGCAUAUAACCAAGCUUUACUUAUUCAGAUGAUGACUGGAGGUCAACUUCCAGGACACGCAGGACCUGCGGAGAUGGCAGCUCAUUCCGAUUUGGGAUUAAAUCCCGAAACCAUGGAACCACCACCAGAACCAGCGGAUCCUGAUCCAGAAAAGACUUAUCAAUGUUGCGUUUGCAACGUGUUCCAAACCGACUCUCUAGAAGAUCUGGGGAGACACUUAGCAUUAGACAGAACUAGACUGAGGGAGCAAGAGAUCCUAGCUGUAGUCGCAGGCCACUACGUCUGCAAACUGUGCACAUACAAAACGAAUCUCAAAGCUAAUUUCCAACUUCACUGCAAGACUGAUAAACACCUUCAAAGGCUGCAACACGUUAACCACGUGAAAGAGGGUGGACCACGUAACGAGUGGAAACUAAAAUACGCCUCGGCACCGGGGGGUGUUCAAAUUAGGUGUAACGCCUGUGACUACUAUACGAAUUCGGCACACAAACUUCAGCUACAUUCAGCUGCGGGCAGACACGACGCUGGAGUUGCCUUGUUGAAGCAUUUGCAGGACCGAUGCUCCAGUUUGCAACCGAAUCAACCGAGAGUGUAUCAUUGUUCUUUGUGCGGGUUUUCAGCGACUAAUCGGUUACCGCUUUUACAGCACGUGCGGUCGUUGAAACAUUUACAUAUGGAGCAGUUGCAUCAGUUGCAAAGGCGGGCGGAGGGAAAGGAAACAUCUCCCGAAAUCGGCGAGGUGUUUCAUGUGGUGCCUGGACCUAUUGAUCAGAAUCAGCAACAUAGGCAAUCCCCUGAUCGACGUGACAGCGUUGCUUCAGAUCUCUCACAACUAGAUUCCAACCAAGUAAAAUCUGAACCAACCGAUAUGGAAGAGACAAAUCAUAUAGACUCCAAUCCAGGAAGUCAUAUGUGCCCAUAUUGCGACUAUUCCAGUGAUAGUGAAAUGCGAAUUCAAGCCCAUGUUUUAGCACAACAUGGUCCAAAUCAUCCCAGUCUGCAACAGCAAGAACAGUCCGCUAUUCAUUGUCCAUUAUGUCAAGAUUUAUUUAAAGACAGAGCUACUUUAGAAAGGCAUGUCAUGCAAGUACAUUCUGUGAACAGCGAAGGUCUUCAGAGACUUCUAAUGCUUGUCGAUCAAAGCCACUGGUUAAAUCAGACUUCUAGAACGUCAACUCCAAUCAACCCAGGUCCAGCUGUCCAGAACCAAAUAUCUCCUACCUCAGUGUCUUCCAAGGACUCCAGUAAAUUGGAGAAAAGUGACGGUAGCAACAAUGAUGAGAACCGUGACUUAUUGUCUCCUAAUAGUGAUGAGACUGCAGAAAAUGAAAGCGAACGUUGCAGCAUUUGCUUCAAAACAUUUAGAAAUGUUGAUGAAUUAUGUUUGCACCAAAAUGAAACAGGGCACCAGCUAGAAGUGAAACAAACUCCGAGUGGACCAGGGUAUGUUUGCUGGAAGAAGGGUUGCAAUCAGUUCUUUCCCACUGCACACACAUUACAGAUGCAUUUCAAGGAAGUACACGCUCGAAAUUCUAUUGCCAACAUGUCUGUGAGCGAGAAGCAUGUUUACAAAUACCGUUGCAAUCAGUGCUCUCUUGCUUUUAAAACUUUAGAAAAACUACAGCUACAUUCACAGUAUCACAUGAUUAGAGAUGCUACAAAAUGUGUGUUGUGUGGACGAAGCUUUAGGUCUCUUGUGGCUUUGCAUAAACAUGUAGAAAGUGUACAUUCUGAAUUGACUGAUGAAGAAUUAAAUGCCUACAAGCAAAGCUUAAUGAACAACCCAUUAUUGUUAGCGGGUUUGCAGGGGCAAAUACUGGACAGUAAUACUAAUGAUCUGCUAAAGAAAGAAAGUCUUCGAGAGGAAAAUGAAAGCAACACAGAAUGUGAUGAAACUAAGGAUCUGAGCACUAGUCAAUCUUUAGACGAAAGCAACCAGAAUGAUGGUGAAAAUUCCGAUGAUAGUAUUGUCUAUAAAGAUCAGCAAUUUUUAGAAGAUUAUCUGAAUAGCCAAGCAAUGGCGGAAGAUAGUUAUAAUGACCCAAACAGAAAGUACAAGUGCCAUAGGUGUAGAGUAGCCUUUACUAGACAAAGCUACUUGACCGCACAUAAUAAGACCUUGCUUCACAGAAAAGGCGAAAAACUCACUUAUCCUAUGGAAAAGUACCUUGACCCUAACAGACCAUACAAAUGCGAUGUAUGUAAAGAAAGCUUUACGCAAAAGAAUAUUUUGCUGGUGCACUAUAACUCUGUAAGCCAUCUACACAAGUUAAAACGAGCCAUGCAAGAACAGGCCAAUAAUAAUAAUAACUCGCCAGUUUCACCAAUAAUUGGUACAACUCAAGCCCAGAAUCUCUCUAUGACACCUAAAAGCACUGCAAGCGAAGAUGAUGAUAAGAAAAAAUAUCGCUGUAAUAUCUGCAAGGUUGCAUAUACCCAGGGCAGCACGCUAGACAUACACAUGCGAAGCGUCUUACAUCAAACGAGGGCCAGUAAACUGCAAGAUUUGGCAAUGUCGGGGCAGAUUGACCUGUCCAGGCCUCUUAUCGAGCAGCCCGACGUCAUACAGUCUCCGAAACAACCCUCUCCGACACCGAGUGGUGGGGAGGCGAUCAAACAACCCUGCCCCACCCCGCCGAGCCCAUCAGGUAUGCCAGGUAGUCAAGGGAUGAACUGUCUAAAGUGCGGUUCAUCUUUCGCGACGCAAGAUCAGUUAGCUGCUCACCAGGUGUACUGUUUGUUCGCGACGCCUAUGGCCGUAUUACACGCGGGUAACAAUGACGAAAUUUCAGAAGAAUCCAAAGCAAUGACUGGGAAAAAAGGUUCUCCGAUUUAUAAGCAUUUGCUUGAGGGUUACGGUUUCGAUUUGGUGAUGCAAUAUAACGAAAGCCAUCAAAGAAGACAACGACAAGCUGAAAAAGAAAAAGCCGAAGCAGAAUUAAAAAUGAGAGAGAGCAAAGAGGAGGUUUGUGCCGAAGAAGAUGUGCCGGAGCCGCAACAAGAGGUAUGUGAAAUCCCUGAACUGAAGGAGGAAAAAUAUGAAGAACCUGAAAAACAAAAUUGUGAUGAAAAAGACGAAGAAGUGAGUAGUUUACCUGAAGUGAGUAAAUCGACUUGUCAAACGUGCAACAAAGAGUUUUCCAGUGUGUGGGUGCUUAAAAGUCAUUGUGAAGAAGUGCACAAGGACCUAGUGCCCCUUGAAUAUCUUGAAAAAUAUGCUCAGCAAUUGAAAAAUGAAAUCGAAAAGAAAACCGUCGUCGUUACUGCUGCAACAAGUUCCACCACAAACGCAGCUCCACAAAUUACAACUCCAACAAGCGCAAGCGAUCGCACUAGUCCCACUACUGAAGUUGCCACUCCAGAAAAAGAUGCAGACGAAAGCAAAGAAGGUCUCCAUGUUAAACUUAACCUACAAAAUCCAACGGAGCCAACUUCUACUGCUCCAAGCACCCCAACAAGUAGCACGACUCCUGCCAGCUCGACUGAAUCUCUUCCUGCAAACAUCCAAGCAAUGCUGGCACAAACGAUGGCUCAGAAUCCUAUGGCUUUAGCUCAGCAAAUGUCAGAAAUGCAGGCAGCUUUAAACGUAAUGCAAUUGCAACAACUGCAGCAGUUUAAUCCCGUGAUGCAAAUGAUGGGCAUGGGAUUACCUUUGGGACUUAACGCUUUGGCUGCGAUGAACUUGCAGCCACCACUAGUACCUUUGAUGAUGCCGCCGCCUCCGUUUGACCCUAUGAGUCAAUUUGGUGGACAGGACCAGCAGUCUAUGAUGGCUAAGCAGCAGGCUGCCAUGUUGCAGCAACAAGCGGUUGCAAAUGCUGCUGCAAACCAAAAACGUGCAAGAACCCGCAUAACAGAUGAUCAGCUGAAGAUUCUUCGAGCCCACUUUGAUAUUAACAACUCCCCAUCUGAAGAUCAAAUCCACGAAAUGGCUAAUCAAAGCGGUUUGCCCCCUAAAGUAAUUAAGCACUGGUUUCGUAACACUUUGUUCAAAGAAAGACAGCGCAAUAAAGACAGCCCUUAUAAUUUUAACAACCCUCCCUCGACGACUUUAAAUCUGGAAGAAUAUGAAAAAACUGGAGAAGCCAAGGUGAUGCCUUUAAACAGCUCUUCUGGUAGUAGCUCAGAUGAAACAAACAAGAGCAAAGAGUCAAUUUCACCAAUACAAAUGCAUCUCCAAACUCCCGAAAUAAAAAAGGAAAUUAAAGAGGAACCGAGCGAUGAACAACACCAUCAAAAAUUCGAAAUUCAAAAGCCACAUAAUGAAUCUCUGGAAGAAAGAGCGCAAAGCUUCUUUAACCUUCCCCCAAACCUACAGCCCCCGCAGAGUCCAGCAACCUCAGUGGCUUCCACAGAAAGUAUUAACGUUUCUUCUCAGCCCACCACGCCGAAUAACUUAAGCCUUACAUCCAUUAUUGCAUCACAAUUAGGUGACACACUAACUACAAGUACCCCCACUCUAAACCUAGCUGGCAUGUCUUCGCAUCAUGGCUUAACUAGUCCAAUGCUUCCACCACCAAAAAUUAAUCAGCAAAACUUUCCAAAUCCAAACAACUUACAAGGAAUGUUGCCAAUGACCCCCAAUAGAUGCCUAAGUCCGAAUAGAGAUUUCAAUAGCCAAGGCAGCAAUGGCUCCACUGGCAAAAGAGCUAACAGAACCAGAUUUACUGACUAUCAAAUUAAGGUCCUGCAAGAGUUUUUUGAGAACAACGCAUAUCCUAAAGAUGACGACCUUGAAUAUCUUUCAAAAUUACUAAACCUAAGUCCUCGUGUUAUCGUGGUCUGGUUUCAAAACGCUAGACAAAAAGCAAGAAAGGUUUACGAAAACCAGCCUGCAGUAGAGCCUGCCCCAGGUAUCGACGAAAGUGGUGCUAACCGGUUUCAAAGAACCCCAGGCCUAAACUACCAAUGCAAAAAAUGCUUACUAGUAUUCCAACGUUACUAUGAAUUAAUCAGACAUCAAAAAACUCAUUGUUUUAAAGAAGAAGACGCUAAACGUAGUGCGCAAGCUCAAGCUGCCGCCGCCCAAAUUGCCGCUGUUUUAAGCUCAGAAGACUCAAACUCAAGCACCACUGUUGAACCGAAUCACCAUCAACAACAACAAAUGCAAAAUCAGCCGCAAAACCUUAUGACGACAUCUAAUCAAAGCUCGAGUAUCCAGGCUAUGAGCCCUACACAGCCUGCCGCUCCCACCACCCCAACUCCGUCACAAGGAAAUUUUCCCAGUACGUCACCAACUCCUUCAGAAACUAAAGAGGGUACCUUCCAAUGCGACAAAUGUAAUUUGGUAUUUCCCAGAUUUGAACUUUGGCGCGAGCAUCAGCUCGUUCAUUUGAUGAAUCCAAAUUUAUUUCCCAGUUACCCCCCGGAUAGCCCUUUUGGGAUACUUCAGCAACACGCUCAGCUUCAGCAACUUAAUGCCAACCUUGGAGACAUUUCUAAGCAAAAUAAUCAGAUGCAAGGUAAUCAAAAUGUUCCACAUCCUUUAAUUAAUAUGCUGAAUAAUGUUACCGGUCAAAAACGUAAAAUGGAGGAGUUUGGUGACGCAGAAAGUGACACCUCGGAUCAACCUAAAGACAAAAGGCUUAGAACGACUAUUUUGCCAGAACAGCUAGAUUACCUAUACCAAAAAUAUCAGAUUGAAAGCAACCCUUCCAGAAAAAUGCUGGAGAACAUUGCCAGGGAAGUAGGAUUAAAAAAAAGAGUUGUGCAAGUUUGGUUUCAAAAUACCCGAGCUAGAGAGAGAAAGGGGCAAUUUCGAGCACAUGCUCAGGUGAUCAACAAGAGAUGUCCUUUUUGUCCCGCUCUGUUUAAAGUCAAAAGUGCCCUAGAGUCUCACUUGACUACUAAACAUGCUGAUCAAUGUGCACGAGGUGAAAUUAACAUUGAUGCUUUGCCAGACGAGGAGGUCAGCCUUGAAAGUGCCCCGAGUCUUUCGGGCGGUAGUGAGAAUAAAUUUCAGCAGCAAAACCCGAAUUUGAUGCCCUCACUUUUUCCAGCGUUGCAUCCUGACAUGGAAAACUCUAUUAAAAAAUAUUACGAGGAAAGUAUGAAGCGGUAUAUUAAUGAGCUGCAACAUCAUGCCACAUCUUCUAAUGGAGACAAGAGUGAAAUUAAAACAGAAAAGGGUGAAGGCGGAGAAAUCCCUCUAGAUUUAUCAAAACCAGUCGACUUAUCUAGACCUAUGAAAGUCUCCAUGGAACAUGGAGGGCUUUGCGAUCCAGGUCCUUUAACAGAUCUUAGUGAGCGUUCGUUAUGCGAUGAACGCGAACAUGAACAAGAACAAAGUGAUACAAUGUCUGAAACUACCGAAUAUAUAGAUGAUGAAAGCAAUCCUACUUCUCCAGCGAGCAGCACUCAAAGUAACACCCAGCGACUCAAUUCGUCCGGUGGGUCUCAAACCGGAAAUAAACGAUAUAGAACCCAGAUGAGUUCUGUACAGGUUAAAAUUAUGAAGUCGCUAUUUCACGAUUAUAAAACGCCCACCAUGGCAGAAUGUGAAAGUUUGGGCAAGGAAAUCGGUUUACCGAAACGUGUUAUUCAGGUUUGGUUCCAGAAUGCUCGUGCGAAAGAAAAAAAGGGUAAAAUAGCCUUGCAAAAAGUCUUAGGACAGACUGAAAAUGAAAAUCCGUUACUACCAGAAGACUGCAAGUAUUGCAACUUUAAAUACUCUCAUAAAUAUUCGAUUCAAGACCAUAUAUUUACUAAAAGCCAUAUUGCUAACGUGCGCGUGCAUAUAGAAUCGCAACAAAAUAAGGACUGUCAGGAAGGAAAUGAGUUUCAAGUGCCACAGCUCCCAGCUGGUCCUGGGACAAUCAGUGCUGACUCUACUACAAACUUACAGGGGGCAAAUAGCCAUAAUAUGCAACAUUCACCUAGCCAGCAACAGAACCAGCUAAACAACAACACUCAUCUUCAGCUUCUGCAGAUGGCCGGUAUGCAGGUUCCAAAUACAAAAGCUGCAGAGCAAGAAGAGAGUCCGGAGAGUUUGUUUCAACAGCUCUAUGCCUUGGGGAACAAUUCUAAUUUUGGAGUUCAGAACCAGUACGUGCAUCAUGCGAUGUUUGGAGCAAAUGGCGGAGCCGGAGGACUGCUUCUAGAUACCGGUAGCGGUCCCUCAUUCCUUCCUCUUCCCCCCCAAGUACUCGAUCAAGUGGCACAAAACAACACCGAACCAGGAGUAACAACCCUUAAACUGCCCGACGCUACCUAUCAAAGAUCUCCAGAUCUUCCAGUAAGGGAUGUCGACGUAGAGCUCUGUUUUGUAUGCAAAAAAUGCCGAAUGGCUUAUCCGAGUGACUCUCCACUUCUGUCGCAUCAGAGACAGUGCUAUGGACCCAACCAAGAGUCCCGAGGGGCCUUCAGGAUCGUUCAAACUGGAUACGAGUGUAGACAGUGCAACGACGGUAAGAAGUUUAAGAGUUUGAUGGAGCUUAAGGGACAUUUUGAGUCUGGGGCGCACCAGCAAAGAGGUGGACUGCCGCCGAGCGAAAGUCCUCUCAGUCAUGAAAUGGAGGACGUUGUUAAUCAGAUUACUUUAUUGGCUGCUAGAGCAGCUCAAGAGAGUCCGGUUACUCAAGGUCACUUAUUCGAUUCGAAUUCGAAUAACUUUUGUCAACCUGCUGAGCCCAAGAGACGAUUUUUGAGUCCGCAACCGGCCCUCACUAGCGCCGGGCACUAGAAUGGUGAAUGUUUUGUUGUUUGCUUUCGCUAUUAAGCUGAGAAUUAUUAUAUAAUUAAAAUGGGACUUAUGAUAUAACUAAGGAAUCUUGAAUAAAAGUAAAUAAAACAUUAUUUCUAUUUGGGAAAUAAUUUAUUUGAGAUUUUAACCACUAUAUUAUAUAUUUUUUAAUUUUUUUAUGGUUCUCCAUCAUAUUGACAUAAAUGAGUUGCAAAUUACAAUCACAAGUACUUUUGUAGAACUUAUUUUUAAAAUGCCUCCUUUGUUAAUUUCGUUAAUUAGUUUGGAGUGGGCAUUUCAAAAAAAAAUACUUUCACUAGAUCUUUUUGACCAUUUCAAAUUCCUUUUCUAUUUGAGGCUUUAUAAGAAGAUCAAUCAAAGUAUAAGACAUAAUUCACUUUUUGAAAAAAUAGACAACGUAUCACGUAAUUUAAUUAUGAUUUUUUUUUUAUAUUUAAGGAGCUUAGAAAAUUAUUAAAAUGCAGUAUGAUUACCAUAUAAUUUGCAAGUCAAGCCAUUAAUUCACUGCUACGAAAUAAUCCAAAAGAUGUAUAAUGAAUAAAAUUGGAAGAUUGACAAAAUAGAAUUUAGUACUGAUUACAUUUUUUGAUGAAUAUUUAAAAUAUAAAGGGUAAUUUAUUCAUUAUAGUUAUGUAUAUCAGAUAGGCCAAUUUAGAAUAUAAGAAAUAAAGAAUAACUCAUAUUCAAUUUUAAAUCUUAUAAAAUGCUUGUUUUGAAAGAUUUUGAAUAAUAAUUUGAAUAGGCUUUCAUUU
Molecule: messenger RNA, 10344 nt
Organism: Anthonomus grandis grandis
Lineage: Eukaryota; Metazoa; Arthropoda; Insecta; Coleoptera; Curculionidae
Gene: zfh2
Product: zinc finger homeobox protein 3
Exons: 6
Coding region: 401-9571 (3056 amino acids)
Biological process (GO): regulation of transcription by RNA polymerase II
Cellular component (GO): nucleus
Molecular function (GO): zinc ion binding; RNA polymerase II cis-regulatory region sequence-specific DNA binding; DNA-binding transcription factor activity, RNA polymerase II-specific
Source: RefSeq, a predicted model, not a curated record